Molecule: messenger RNA, 3441 nt
Organism: Medicago truncatula (barrel medic)
Lineage: Eukaryota; Viridiplantae; Streptophyta; Magnoliopsida; Fabales; Fabaceae
Product: pentatricopeptide repeat-containing protein At1g62670, mitochondrial
Exons: 7
Coding region: 150-2405 (751 amino acids)
Molecular function (GO): protein binding
Source: RefSeq, a predicted model, not a curated record
GAUAAUAAAAUUGAAAUUGAAACAGAAAAGAUCACAGACAAAAACAAGUACUAUGUUUCAAGAAGAACACAACAGCCGCAACGCCGCCGGAAAACAGAAACAUUCUUCUUCAACUCUCUCUCUCUCUCUAUGAUUAACCUGUAAACUUAAUGGCGGUGAAAUGCUUACUCCGCAGAAGACUUCAUUUCCACCAAACAACUUUCUUCAGGUUCUAUUCACCAUCUUCUUCUGCAUUAAUGUUACAACCUGAAACUGAAACUCCAAUUUUCAACACCCCACUUCCCAAAACCACCACAAAACUCCCUCGUUUAGUUUCCAAAGUCUUCAAAACCUUAAAUUGGGGUGUUGCAAGAGAAAUCAAAUUCAAGGGCUGUGUUCAAAUUCAUGGUUUUGAAAAUUCAAUCAAUUCCUUUAGUAUCAUCAUUCACACUUAUGCUUUAGCUGGUAUGUCUUGGGAAGUUUUUAUUUUGAUUAGAGAUAUUGUUACAUUUUAUAAGGAAGAGAAUCGCGACGCCGGUGAAUUGGUUUCGCUUCUGCUUGAUGUGGAAAAGUCUAAUGUUGUGUUUGAUAUGCUUAUCAAAGUGUUUGCGUCGAAUUCUAUGCUUGAACAUGCUAAUUAUGUUUUUGUUAGAGCUAAGGAUGAUGGGAUUGAGCUGAAUAUAAUGUCGUGUAAUUUCUUGUUGAAGUGUUUGGUUGAGGAUAAUAGAGUGGAUGGUGUGAGACUUUUGUUUGAGGUUUUGAUAAAGUUUGGUCCGAGGCCGAAUAUUCAUACAUAUACAAUCAUGAUGAAUUUUUUUUGUAGAGGUGUUGGGUGUAGUGUUGAUAUUAGACGGGCAUCUGAGAUUUUAGGGAAGAUUUACAUGAGUGGGGAAACCCCGAAUGUUGUUACAUAUGGUACUUAUAUUAAGGGACUUUGUAAAGUUGGUUUAUUUGGGGUUGCGUGGAGGUUAAUUCAAAACUUGUGCCGUAAAAACCAGCCUCUCAAUAACCAUUGUUUUAAUGCUGUCAUAUAUGGAUUGUGUCAAGGAGGUAUAUUAGAUGAAGCUUCAGAAGUUUUUAAAGAAAUGAAGAACUCUGGAAUAUUGCCCGAUGUUUAUAGUUAUAGCAUUUUAAUCGAUGGAUUUUGCAGGAAAGGUAGAGUAGACCAAGCUUCAGAAGUUUUUAAAGAAAUGAGGAACUCUGGAAUAUUGCCCAAUAUUUAUAGUUAUAGCAUUUUAAUCGAUGGAUUUUGCAAGGAAGGUAGAGUAGAUAAAGCUUUAGAAGUUUUUGAAGAAAUGAAGAACUCUGGAAUAUUGCCCGAUGUUUAUAGUUAUAGCAUUUUAAUCGAUGGAUUUUGCAGGAAAGGUGAUAUGGAUUCAGCCAUAAAGUUUUGGGAAGAGAUGACUAGCAAUAAUUUUUCUCCUUCUGCUUUUAAUUAUUGCAGUUUAAUUAAGGGGUACUACAAAUCGAAACAAUUCGCUAACGCAUUGAAAGAGUUUAGGAUCAUGCAAAAACUUGGUAUGUGGCCAGAUACAAUCGCUUGCAAUCACAUUCUUAGUAUUUACUGCAGGAAGCCCGACUUCAAUAAAGCCUUGGCAUUGUCGGAGAAAUUUCAAGAAAAUGGAGUUCACUUCAACCCAUAUUCAUAUAAUGAAUUCAUCCACAGGAUUUGCAGAGGAAGUGUUCCAGAAAAGGCACUGCAGCUUUUGCCAGUAAUGCUGAAAAGGAAUGUACUUCCCGAUGUUGUUAAUUAUAGUACUCUUAUAUCUUGCUUUGCCAAAAGGUUGAACUCUGAAAAGGCUGUGAUGUUAUUCAUAAAAAUGACAAAAGUAGGAAUCACUUUCAACGUCAAAACGUAUACAAUUCUUAUUAACCUAUUCAUCAGUGAUUGCAAAAUGGAUGUGGCAUAUAGAUUAUUUAAGGGAAUGAAAGAAAGUCGUGUAUAUCCAGAUCAGAUAGCGUAUACAAGUCUAGUUGCUGGUUUUUGUAAUACUGGAGAAAUGACUAGGGCACGGGCGUUAUUUGAUGAAAUGUCGCGAGAAGGCUGUUCACCAAAUGUAGUUACUUAUACUUGUUUCAUUAAUGAAUAUUUGAAGUUAAACAAGAACAAUCAGGCUCAUAAGUUGUAUGAGAAAAUGAAAGAAAGAGGUGUAUAUCCAGAUCAGAUCUUGUAUACAAUGCUAAUUGCUGCCUUUUGUAAUACUGGAGAAAUGAAUAGGGCAGAGGCGUUAUUUGAUGAAAUGAAGCAGGAAGGCCGCUGUACACCGAAUGUAGUUAUGUAUACAUGUUUGAUUAAUUCAUAUAUAAAGUUAAACAAAAGAGAUCAGGCUGAGAAGUUGUAUGAGGAAAUGAGGGCAAAGGGUUUGUCCAGAUUAUGUAGCUCAGAAGGUUCUGUGUCUGAAAGCUGGUGCAAUUCAUGGAGUUAGGUAGCUCUGUCAAAGCUUCCAUUAUAUCUUGCCGAAAUUUUAUAGUUGAAGUAGAAGCUUGGAGGAAGGGCUAAGCAAGGCCUUGACUGGCGCUUUCAGGUCAUUCUCCCGUUGAGGGGGGAAGGUUCUAAAUAUUGAAAGAAGGGAUGAAGCAGCGGGAAGAGAUCCAAAAUUUAAUUCUUGGUCUUGGAGUGAAGAAUAGGAGGGUCAAAUACUUCAUUUCCAGUGUAGUGAUCCAAGGAAAACAUAUUGGAUUUGGUCGUAAAAAGGCAGACAAUAUCUUCACGAUAAGUCACGUUGGUAAAUUCAUUUUCUAUGAAAAUGCCAAAUCAUCACAAAGUGAUCGAAUGCAAGAUGUAGUCACUGCAAAAAUGAGGUUGAAUGAUGAAAAGAAUCAUACAUGACCUGGUUUUGCCUAUUCUUGUUAAUAUUUUGUCAAAAAAGACCGUUCGUCGUUAUUUGAUGUCACAACUUUUCCUUCCUUGAGUCAUUUACCUUUGAGCAAAUGUGCUAUCACAAAAGAACUAUGGAAAUUCAUAAGGUUCAUUGGGACUACUUCAUCGUUUGGUUCCGACAGAAUUGAAUUUGUUAAUGUUAGAGAACUAUGUGACAUCACUACUUUACGCAGUAGACCUCACAAAUUGAUGAAGACAGGUCCUUGCUCUCUUCAAAGGAAAGUAUAUUUAUCUCUCAAAGGAAAUAUGUUCUCAAUCUUCUAAGGUGACAAGUAGAAUUUCAAGUCAUACAUACCAGAUGACCUCAAGAUAAAAUAUGAAGCUCCUUUGAAGUUAUUCUGUGACAAUAAGUCAUCCAUUAGAAUUGCACUAGCAGGCCUUAAAAUUUGCAAUGCCCUAUGUUACUUCAAUAUGUUUUUUAUUUGGUUGAAAUUGUGAAGGAAGGAUACCAGUGAAGGUAUGAAUAUUUCCUCAUGGUUUAAGAAAUUUAAGAAAAUUUAUAUCCCAAUUAUAUGUAAUAGAAGAAGUGACACGUUAUAUUGUUAUGAGAUGGAAGAUGCAACUUCCUUUGAUGUUUUGAA